This is a messenger RNA of Kogia breviceps (pygmy sperm whale), 3148 nucleotides long. RefSeq names its product chromosome transmission fidelity factor 18 (gene CHTF18). Gene Ontology annotation, cellular component: nucleus. NCBI's taxonomy places the organism in Eukaryota, Metazoa, Chordata, Mammalia, Artiodactyla, Physeteridae. Gene Ontology annotation, molecular function: DNA binding; ATP binding; single-stranded DNA helicase activity. The record is from RefSeq and is a predicted model, not a curated record.
GGCGCGGGAGGUUCGCAGCCGGUGGCGGGCGGCCAUGGAGGACUAUGAGCGGGAGCUGUACGGCGUCGAGGACGACUUCCACAGCCAGUUCGCGGCCGAGCUCGAGGUGCUGGCCGAGCUGGAAGGGACAACCGCCAUGUCACCUUCCAGGGACCCCUGGCCCACCGUGGGCCGGCCCCGCCUGACGUUCGAGGAGACCAUUGCUGGAGGGAACGCUGCCACUCGCUGCUCUCCAGGCGGACCUCCAAGGAACAGCAAGGGCGGUGCCAGGAAGAGGCAGCUGGCCGCUGACAUCCACGGGGACAGACCCCUGCCCCCUACCCCCAAAGUCAAACGGUCCAGGCUGGAGGCUGCCAGGAGACUGAACUUCAGAUCCGAUGACAUGGAAGAGCCGCUGCCUCCUGACUCCCCCACUCAGGACAUCACUCCCCCACCGAGUCCUGAGGUCCCUGCUGAGCUGUGGGGCAAGAGGCCCUUGGACACCGGGGCUGAUGUGGGUCUCACUAGGGCCUCACCAGCCGCCCGCAAUCCUGUCCUGAGGCGGCCCCCUGUCUUGGAGGACUACAUCAAUGUGACCUCCACAGGCGGCGACCGGGCCUUUCUGGUGCUUCGGGCUGACCCAGUGGGCACUGGGGUCCAGAGCCCUCUUCUUGACAUCCGGUGGCGUGGCCAUGGCCAGCUGGACCUGCUGGGCAUGUCCUUUGCCUCCUUGAAGGAGAAGGUCGACAGCGAGCGGCGACAGCGACUGCUGGAAGAGGCCCAGCGGCUAUCGGACACACUGUGCAGUCUUAGGUCAGAGGAGGUGGAGGAGGGGCCCCAGCCCUCGGGGGCCCCCGAGGAGGAGCCGGCUGACAGCCAAGAUGCCUCCCAGCAUUGCCUCUGGGUGGAUGAGUUUGCACCCCAACGCUAUACAGAGCUGCUCAGUGACGAUUUCACCAACCGCUGCCUCCUCAAGUGGCUGAAGCUGUGGGACUUGGUGGUGUUUGGCCGAGAGCGGCCCACCCGGAAGCCCAGACCCAGUGUGGAACCGGCCCGUGGUGGCAAGGAGGCCACAGCCUCCAGCAAGUGGAAAAGCCACGGACAGGUGCUAGAGGAGAUGCUGGAGGCCGAGCUGGAUCCAAGUGGGCGGCCCCGGCAGAAGGUGGCACUGCUGUGUGGGCCCCCAGGGCUGGGCAAGACCACCCUGGCCCACGUGAUUGCGCGGCACGCUGGGUACUCUGUGGUGGAGAUGAACGCGAGUGAUGACCGCAGCCCCGAGGCCUUCCGAACACGCAUCGAGGCAGCCACGCAGAUGGAGUCGGUGUUGGGCACUGGUGGGAGGCCCAACUGCCUGGUUAUCGAUGAGAUUGACGGGGCCCCCACGGCCGCCAUCAAUGUUCUCCUGAGCGUCUUGGACCGCCAGGGCCCACAGGAGGCAGAGCCAGGGGGCCCCGCUGUGCCCACAGUUAGGGGGCGGCGGCGCCGGGCAGAAGGGGCGAUCUUGAUGAGGCCCAUCAUCUGCAUCUGCAAUGACCAGUUCGCGCCCUCCCUUCGGCAGCUGAAGCAGCAGGCACUCCUGCUCCACUUCCCGCCCACACUGCCUUCCAGGCUCACGCAGCGGCUCCAGGAGAUCUCCCUGCGGCGGGGCAUGCGGGCUGACCCUGGUGCGCUGGCGGCUCUCUGUGAGAAGACAGACAACGACAUCCGCGCCUGCAUCAAUGCCCUGCAGUUCCUGCAUGGGCGGGGCCAGCGGGAGCUGAGCGUUCAGGCUGUGCAGACCACACGCAUUGGCCUCAAGGACCAGCGCAAGGGGCUCUUCUCCGUGUGGCAGGAGGUCUUCCAGCUGCCCCAGGCCCAGAGGUGCCGUGUGGGUCAGGACCCAACCCUGCCCACCCACACACUCCUGCUCGGUGAUGAGCACAUGGGUUCAGGGCCCCUCGCUGCCAAGGUGCCCCUGACUGUGGCCUCUCAGCGGUUCUACCACAUCUUGCAUGUGGCUGCUUCUGCGGGUGAGCACGAAAAGGUGGUCCAGGGCCUAUUCGACAAUUUCUUGCGGCUGAGGCUGCGGGACUCCAGCUUGGCAGCUGUGUGCAUAGCCCUUGACUGGCUGGCCUUCGACGACCUGCUCGGCCGGGCCGCCCACCACGGCCAGAGCUUCCAGCUGCUGCGCUACCUGCCCUUCCUGCCCCCGGCCUUCCACCUGCUCUUUGCCUCCAGCCACGUGCCAAGGAUCACCUUUCCCAGCAGCCAGCAGGAGGUGCGCCCCACGCCCUGCCCAUACCCAGGGUCUAACACCGGGGCCCUGGGUAACUUGGUCCUUGUCCGCCCUCCACCCCAGGCCCAGAAUCGGAUGAGCCGGACACACAACCUGAUCCAGACGCUGGUGUCGGGCAUCACGCCAGCCACCCGCAGCCGGGCUGCACCGCAGGCGCUCAUUCUGGACACCCUCUGCCUGCUCCUGGACAUCCUCACACCCAAGCUGCGCCCCGUGAGCACACAGCUGUACAGCGCCCGAGAGAAACAGCAGCUGGCCAGCCUCGUGGGUACCAUGCUUGCCUAUAGCCUCACCUACUGCCAGGAGCGCACGCCCGACGGGCAGUAUGUCUACAGGCUGGAGCCGAACGUGGAGGAUGUCUGCCGCUUUCCCGAGCUGCCCACCCGCAAGCCCCUCACCUACCAGGCCAAGCAGCUCAUUGCCCGCGAGAUUGAAGUGGAGAAGAUGCGGCGGGUGGAGGCCUUGGCCCAGGCUAGGGUCAGCCCCCAGGUGGACAGGGGUCCCCUGGGGGGCACUGGGGAGAAAGGGGCGCAGCCAUCUGCCCCGUGCAGCCAUGAGCAGCGGCUGGAGUGCAUCCUGAAGAGAGCUGCCCUGGAGGAGCAGCCCGAGAGGGACUUCUUCGGUCGUGUGGUUGUCAAGAGAGCGGCAGCCCCGAGCACAGAGCACGCAGCCCCUGAGACUGACACGGCCGAGCAGCGCAUGGGCACUGCGGUGGGCAGGAGCGACGUCUGGUUCCGCUUCAAGGAGGGCGUCUCCAAUGCCGUGCGGCGCAGCCUGUACAUCAGGGACCUGCUGUAGCCUGGGCCACACUAAGCCCCCAGGAUCCAUGCUGCCACCCUGGGCUGUGCUAGAUACUCUGACCCACACUUGACGUCCCUAGGAUCUAUGCUGGAC